UCCAUGGUUUCGUCCUCCCAGACGCCUUUGCGCGUAAGCAACAUGGCGGCGUCCGGGAGACAAGUAGGAAAGUACAUAUACAAAAACAAUAGAAUUUUGAUGAGCAACCUCGACCUGCUGUUAUUUCACAGGAAUUUUGUUGGGAUCUCACCUAUACGCCAACAAGCUGUAGAGGCCAAUAAAGCGGACUCUUCAGAGCCCAUCACCAUCCCCAGAAAGAAAGUAUGGCGCAAAGAGUCAGUAUUGGAGGCCUUGGCUAUGACAGUGAACAGGGAUCCUACAGCAUUUCCCUACCAAUUCCAGGAUGAUCCUUACCUUUCACCGAGAACUGCUGCUGAGUUUAAGCUGUUCUCUCUCUCUCAGGAGUCUGGAAGAUCUGCAGCUAAAUACUUUGUCAACAACCAUCCAAAGUUCUUCACCAAAGAUUUUGCUGAGCCACAUAUACCUUGUCUGAUGCCAGAUACAAUUUCACUGUGCCUUGAAGAAGUGAGCGAAGAGGCACUGAAGGAAAGGGUGAGCUUGAGAAAAGUCAAGGCUGCGGUCGACAUGUACGAUCAAAUGCUGCAAGCUGGCAAAUCUGUGUCCAUAGAGACAACCCACGAACUGUUAGACUUGAUUUGCCUCUUUUGUGACAGAGACCCUGUCAAUGAGGAUGGGCCACAGACUGAGGACAUGGAGGAGUCAAGGGGUGAUGUGAAGAGGUGGAGAGGGAAAUUUCGUCGAGCAUCAGACUUGCUGACGUUAACCUGGAGAGAAAAUAACAAUGCAGAAAGAAUAUUUAACCUGCUGCCAGCGAAAGAUACUCGAUGUUACUCCGCUCUCAUCAGAGGCAUGGUGAAGCAUGGUGCCUAUGCGAAGGCUUUCAGCAUGUACACAGACCUACUCAACAACAGACUGACAGCCGACGUCCACAUUUUCAACGCCCUGAUCUUGGCUGUUCCAGAAGUCAGAGAUAAAUACAUCGAGAGAUGGGACCUCGUCACUGAAAUUUUAAAGCAGAUGAGUCAACAGAAAGUCCAGCCCAACUUGCUGACCUUUAACAGUGUUCUCAAAGUCUUGAGACGCUGUGGCUCUUUGGCCAGAUCGUUGGCACUGCAGACUCUGAGUGAGAUGAGGGCUCUGCGGAUCGCGCCCAGUCUGGCCACCUUUGACCAUGUCUUGGCUGUAUUUUACAAAGCAGCAUCAUCUGGCCAGGGCAACACCGACAUGUUACAGGAAGUGAUGUCAGAGUUGGCAGGGAAAAGCUUCACCUGCCAGGACCCUGGAGAUGUUCUAUUUUUCGCUAGUGCCAUGAGACUUUGUAUGGAUUAUAAAGAUCUGGAGCUGGGUUAUAAAAUCCAAAAUCUGGUGGAGGUGGGGGAAAACUGGAGGCUUCUGGGGGAUUCAUUCCAACGGACCAUUUACUAUGGUCGCUUCUUCAACCUUUUGUGCAUGAUGGAGCACAUUGAUGUGGUGCUGAAAUGGUAUAAAGAGCUCAUUCCAUCGUUGUAUUACCCAAACUCACAGGGACUGAGAGAACUCCUGCAGGCUCUGGACACAGACAGUCGCUUGGACAUGCUGCCUACUAUAUGGAAAGAUAUCCGGUCUAUGGGUCAGGAUAAACUAGAAUUGAUUGAAGAGCUCCUCACCUUGAUGGCCAGAGAGAAACACAGUCCUGAGGUCCAAGAGUCAUUUGCUGUAUGUGCGCUGGAUGUAAAAAGCGCAUUUGAUGGCAGCAGAAGUAGGGCCAGUCUGGAGUGGAGCAACACCGCCCUCUCACAUGUUACUUCCCUGCUGCUGCGGGCCAACAAGAUCCAAGAGGCUUGGAAGAUGCUACAGCUUUUCAAAGCAAAGAACAGAGUUCCAUCCGAUAAACUGCUAGAGGACUUCCUGUCCGUGUGCCGGAGCGAGGGCUCUGCCCAAAGAGCCGUGGAGCUCGUUCAGCUGUCGGCCGCCUUCUGUCUGCAGGUGACACCGAAACUGGCCAAGCUGGUGCUAGCUGAGUUUGAGCUGAGCGAGGACCAAAGAGAUUUAGUGUCUGAGCUGGAGAAUGUCGCGGAGCCCACAGACUGAAGAAAGGAGUCAGCAUUCAUAACGAAAAACUGACAAUUACUGUCAAAUGUCCGGUGAGAGUUUUAAACAAGAGUGUACCCACUUGUGUAUCUAUGUCAAAAAAAUAUAUGGAGCAUAUGUAGACAAUCUGUGCCUCAUUUGUGGACAGAAAUGUGUUUAAGUUGUGUUGUUGUUUAUGUCCACCAGAGGCCGCUGUUUCUCCACAAAUGAUUACUUUAUGAUGUUGAUGCUGUCAAGUAAAAAUAAAAUAAAUUAUCACAAAAAUAGUGCUCCAAUUGCAUGAGCUAUGAUGUCUCUACGCUUUAUAUUUGCAAUUUGACAACAGCAUUUACACAAGCCGAAUUUUCUCUUGAUGAUAAGACCAACUUCCUGAAAUUUGAGAUUAGCUAUUUCCUGCAGAAUGUCGGAAUACAUGUUGGUGUGUUUGUUUGUUUGUUUGUUUUCUGACGCCUUGAAAUCAAGUAGUGAGGUGACAAACUAGGGUAAUUCCAGAGUCGGAUGACUUUUAAAAAAAAAUGUAGCCUCCCCACUCGAUGAACAACAUACGUACACACUGUAUGAAAAAACAAAAUGUUGGUGUCUUAAUUCUGAAAUCCUUAUAUUCUUAUAAAUUUCGUGCACUAAAAGAG
Syngnathus acus (greater pipefish) is the source of this 2681-nucleotide messenger RNA. RefSeq names its product pentatricopeptide repeat domain 3 (gene ptcd3). The transcript has 23 exons. Gene Ontology annotation, cellular component: mitochondrion. NCBI's taxonomy places the organism in Eukaryota, Metazoa, Chordata, Actinopteri, Syngnathiformes, Syngnathidae. Gene Ontology annotation, biological process: mitochondrial translation. The record is from RefSeq and is a predicted model, not a curated record. Gene Ontology annotation, molecular function: rRNA binding; protein binding; ribosomal small subunit binding. The coding region runs from base 4 to 2052 and encodes 682 amino acids.